AUGGAUAAGGUAACCAAGGACAAAUCUAUGGUGAAAUUUGCCAGAGUUCUUGUAGAUGUUGAAAUAUCUGAUAAAAUUCCCCAGUGUAUUAGUUUUUUAAAUGAGAAAGGCCAGUUGAUGGAGCAACCUAUAGAUUUCGAAUGGUUGCCCACUCGUUGUUCCUGUUGUAAGAACUUGGGUCAUGGUGCCUCUAAUUGCAAAAGGUCUCAGGAGGUUCAAUGGAAGCCUAAACAGGUAGUCACUAAUGCUGGAAUAAAGGAUUCUGAUGUUUCUAAGAUUCAGAGUGAGGCAGAUCUUGUGGAUGGGUCAAUUGGCAUUCAGAUGGCAGGCAAGGAUAGUCAGCUGGGGAAAACUGGUAGUACUCUGGCUAGUACUCGGGAGUUGAAGACAGGUAAUGAUAGCAGAGACCUUUCAGUUCAGGAUACUGGUAAUGCUUCUGUUGAGCAGGAUCUAUCUUGGUCUACUCCAAAGAGGGUUGGAGGGGUUAAGGUAAAAACUGCUGCCAAUGUGACAGUGAGGGGUAACAAGUUUAGUCUCUUACAGGAGAGCAAGGAGAUGGUUACAAAAAGGAAUUUACAUGAUCCUCAAUCUUCUAAUGGAGGGAUUUUGGGUGGUUUUCUUGAAACUAAAAUGAAAAACAAAAAAAUUGAGGAGAUGAUGAUGAAUCUGUUUGCUGGUUGGAAGUUGUUUAGCAAUGAGGUGGUUGAAGGAAGGAUUCUUCUAGUUUGGAGGGAAGAUAUUAUUCAAGUAAAUGUUAUUCAGAUCAUAGACCAACUUGUUCAUUGUGAAGUUAGGAUAAAAGGUUCUAUGCACCAAACGUGGCUGUCAUUUGUUUAUGGUAGGAAUACUUUGGAAGAAAGAAAACUGCUUUGGCCUCAUCUUGUGUGUCCCCAGGCUUCAGUGGCUCCUUGGCUGGUUAUGGGGGAUUUUAAUGCUUUAUUUGACUAUGGUGAUCGUAUAGGGGGUCGUGAGAUCACUGACUCGGAAUUGGCUGAUAGUAGACAAUGGAGAGCGUCUGUCUUAUUGAAUGAUUUAAAGUCUAACAGUUGGUUCAAACCAGCUGGGGGGUUCGGGUUGCAGAAGGUCUUGCUGAAGCUUAAGAGACUAAUUCCUAUUUUGAGUCGCUUUAACAAACAGCAAGUUGGGGAUGUUAUUCAACAGUAUACAACAGCUAAACAGAGAUUAGAAGAGGCCAAAUAUAGAUUGCAGCAGUUCCCUUCUUUAGACUCAUUGCAGCAGGAAGAGUCUGAUGCAGCUAGAGACUUUGCUAUCAAAUCCAGUUCUUAUGAGAGCUUUCUGCGUCAGAAGAGUAAGAUUAACUGGCUGAGGUUUGGUGAUGAGAAUACGGCGUAUUUUCACGCUUCUCUUAAACAGCAGAAAAUGAGAAAUCGCAUUUCUAGUUUUAUUAACGAGGAGGGACAUAUUGUUGAAAAUUAUUCAGAGGUCAUUGAUCAUUUUUAUAAUCACUUUAGAGGAGUUAUGGGUAAGGUGAGUUUAGCUUCAAGACAGAUUGAUCAGAAUUGUUUUAUACAUGGGCAUACUUUAUCUCUAGAGCAACAACUCAAUUUGACUCAGCCUUUCACCCGGAAAGAUGUUAAGAGAGCUCUGUUUAGUAUUCCUUCCAUCAAGAGUCCGGGUCCCGAUGGGUAUGGUUCGGGCUUUUUUAAAGCUCUUCGGAGGGAUAUUGGUGCUGAAGUUUCUGAUGUGAUUUUGCUAUUUUUUACAACUGGUAAGAUUCCUACUGAGUUAAAUAGAACUAUUCUCACUCUCAUUCCUAAAGUAGACUCUCCCUCUGUAGCCUCUGAUUUUCGUCCCAUUGCUUGCUGCAAUACUCUGUAUAAGUGCAUCUCUAAGAUGAUUUGCUCUCGUUUGGCUUAA
Humulus lupulus (European hop) is the source of this 1878-nucleotide messenger RNA. RefSeq lists its product as uncharacterized. The record is from RefSeq and is a predicted model, not a curated record. Lineage: Eukaryota; Viridiplantae; Streptophyta; Magnoliopsida; Rosales; Cannabaceae. The coding region runs from base 1 to 1878 and encodes 625 amino acids. The transcript is spliced from 3 exons.